AUGUUCACUGUCCUCACACCUGGUCCUCUCACCUGGUCCUCUCCCCUGGUCCUCCCCUGGUCCCCUCCCCUGGUCCUCUCCCCUGGUCCUCCCCUGGUCCCCUCCCCUGGUCCUCUCCCCUGGUCCUCUCCCCUGGUCCUCUCCCCUGGUCCCUCUCCCCUGGUCCUCUCCCCUGGUCCUCUCCCCUGGUCCCCUCCCCUGGUCCUCUCCCCUGCCCCUCUCUCCUGGUCCUCCCCUGGUCCCUCUCCCCCCUGGUCCUCUCCCCUGCCCCUCUCUCCUGGUCCUCCCCUGGUCCUCUCCCCUGGUCCUCUCCCCUGGUCCUCUCCCCUGGUCCUCCCUCCUGGUCCUCCCCUGGUCCUCACCUGGUCCUGCGGCUUCAUGGUGUGA
Knipowitschia caucasica is the source of this 387-nucleotide messenger RNA. NCBI's taxonomy places the organism in Eukaryota, Metazoa, Chordata, Actinopteri, Gobiiformes, Gobiidae. The record is from the annotation of a GenBank genome assembly.